Messenger RNA from Vitrella brassicaformis, 1854 nucleotides. The record is from the annotation of a GenBank genome assembly. Lineage: Eukaryota; Vitrellaceae.
GCUGAGGACUGAAGCGGCUUCUGUUCGCUAUCGUGGCCUUCCCUUCCCAUAGGCCGGCCUCGAGCACGAUGCAUUGUUGAUAGCCAUCGGCAGUCUUAGCUACCGCGCAACUUGUGGUUCCGCUUCCCUCGGCCUCUACAAUGACCGACAGGAUGGCUCAAGUUGCGGGAGAGAUACAGUGGGGCGUCCCGGCGUACCCCCUUCAUCCCAUUCCCACCUCCAGCCACCAACCUGAACCCAACGGGGUUCUUUCGCAGCCCCCCGCCAUUUCGCGUGCCAUCUACGAGCAGUACGCUAGCUACCAGGCCCUUGCUGACCUCUACGGUGGCCUGCCCGUCCCGCAGAAUCCCCCCCACCUCCUCCCCAGCCCCCAACCGCACACACGCAGCUCCCCGGCCAGUGACGCCAUCGGCACGGCGAGUUCGUCCUCGUCUGCACACCAGCAGCAGGUGUGGCGGAUGCCUAGCGGGCAUGAGAUCGCUGCGGCGCACAGCUUCCACCGCGCUGUGGAGGCCAUGCAGGCGGGAGCCGGGGAGGGCAGCAGCGCACUUCUGCAGACGGACCAUCCGGCUCCCGGCCGUCAUCUGCAGCUGGUGUCGGCCAUCCAGCAGCGAGAGAUGGCCGACGAGCCACACCCACACCCACCCCAGGCUGCGUCCGAUGACCACCAAAACCACCACACCGGUGCCGGCAGUAGCAACGGUAGCAACAAGCGCCCCCUCACCGAAGAGGAGGUGCCCGAGUCGUCGAUGGCGGUGCAGCCGUACGAGAUGCCGGCGUUCAAGCCGUUUGACGGCGAGGCGCCGGUGCUGGUGCAGGGGGUGCUGCGCAACAAGCGGAUCGAGAUCCGCAAGGCAUACCUGCAGCUGGAGGAGGAGGUGAUAGCCAAGUACAUGUCGGAUGCGGAGCCGGCGCAGCUCGUGUCGCGACUGGUGCGGGAGAACCGGGAUUGGGUGUUCGGGCUGUACAGUAGGAGCUUCCCAGGCUGGAGAUCUGGCGGCGAUAAGGCCAGAAAGUAAGAAGAGAACCACGGACGGGCCCUCAGAUGUGUGUGGGUGGACACGUGUGUGUGUGUGUGUGUGUGUGCAGGUUGCGUCCGGUGUGGUGCCGUCACGUGGAGAUCAACACCACGUACGCGGUGGUGGACAACUCGAGCGGCGGCAUCAUCAAGGCCCACAGCAGCCUCAAGUACCUCCCCACUCCGCCAACCGCCCACACCUUCGUCUGCGUCAAGCACAUCGAGUGCAAGCCCAUCCAGGACAGUCAGAUGGAGGAGGCCCGCGAGAAGGGCAUGCAGGUGCUGCAGCCCAACCCGAUGGUCAAGAUGGCCAUCGUCGUGGUCCCACACGAGGAGCGGAAGCCCAACCACAACUUCGCCGUCACGGUAGCGACGCUCAACCAGGAGAUCGCCAUGAAGCAGGCCAAGAAGCGAUACGGCACGGCCAAGAAGCUGGCGGGGUCAUCGGGAGGGAGCAGCAAGGGGGAGGGUGGUGGAGAGGACCAGGGCAUCGAGCACCCCAUCACAGUGCCCCACCCGUCCCUCUCCCUCCUGGCCGGCCUCCCGCCCCUCGCACCCCCGCUCAACCUCCCAGGUGUGGGCGGCUUCGCAGAGCUCGCCAUGAUCCAGCAGCAGCAGCAGCAGCAACAGCAGCAGCAACAGGAACAGCCCACCACCGGCAGCAGCAAGCGGCGCCGGAAGGGUGGGGGCAGCGGGAGCAAGCGCGAGGCGGCGUUGGCGGAGUUGGCGCAGGAGGUGAACGUAGCUGAAGCGAUUGGCGGCGUGAAGGUGGAGCAGGCGGAUGCUGCCGCCAAUGGGGAGGAGGGGCAAAACACUUAGGAUAAGGUUGACGAGAG